UUCGGGAUUUCCAAGGCCAAACAUUAAUCAAAGUAACACUUUCUGUAUCAAUCUACGUUUUCAAAAGUCCAAUAUCAAGUAUCACCCUAUUGGAUAAUAGACAUUAUAAAUUCACAUCGUAUUAGACCGGAUAAAUAACAAUAAAUGCCAAAAAAAGUUAUUACAAGGCGUCAGCGAAAAGCUGCAGAGUCCAAGCGAAAAGCCGUGGAAGAAGCCCAACAGAUUGUACCUGGACUUUUACCGAUCGACGGUCUAAUGGAUAAUACUGAUGGUAGGGGCAGAAAAGAAAACCCCAUUGACGCCAUUUCAGCUGUGUUUACUGCACCAACAACUAGCAAUGUGUUUACUGAAGAUAUGUCUAAGGCUAUUUUCCGAAGAAAAAAGAAGAAAGACACCCCUAAAAUAUCGACUUCGGCUCAAGCUAGUAACAAAUCAACCAACACGGUUCAACCGUGUGAUGCACUGCAAAAGAUUCGAGUAUCUAGUCAAAAAAAAUCAUUUCUAUCGGAGGUUAAAAAAAGGGCUUCGAACUUAGAUAAAGUUCUUACUAAAACUACUAUAUGGUAUGAACAGAAUAACAAUUCCCUUUCACAAGAAUUAAGGAAACUCAGUAAGCCGGCUGACAAUAUUAAUGUUAAAACAACACCCAACUCUGUAUUCCCGUUGAUGUCUAAAAUUUGCAAGCAAAUUAAGUCACAUUUGAAUACAGUCCUACCGAGGCGGAACGUUGAAGAGUCAAGGCCCCAACAUCCAAAGGAAAUAGGAGUCCAGCGGAGUCCAGAUUUUCUACUAAAGAUCGACGUGCCAACGAGUUUAGAGAAGGGCCAUCUGGGAUCCGGAACAGCCACCAAAAUUGGUCAAAAUAAUGAUGUUGAAUUCUUGGAAUCUUGUACCCCUGCCAUGGACCCGAGGUCGGAGUCGAAUUCGAGAUGUGAAUUCGAAACGCCACUAAAGGUUUUAGGCAGUACGGACUUCUUCGUUCUGACUGGAACCAAUGCUCAGCUGGCCCUUCAGCUGUCUGACCUUGCGGCAAGGAACGUUGUUGUUCAGUCAUAUUUGUGGCUACCUUCCGAAAUGAUGGAAAAGGUGGAGAAACAGCUAGCUGACCUCGACAAAAACCGUCUCCAUAUUCUGGAAAAGAUGCGUAAUAAACAUUCUGUUUUGGGACAACGACGGGCUGCGCGACAUUAAAACAGCAUAAUUAAAUAGAAAUAGAGCACACAAGUAAAGACAACCAUUUUUGAAACUAAAUACCUCGAGCCUAAAUAAAAAGUCCAAGGAAUGUAAGCAAGCCUAAA
Messenger RNA from Drosophila takahashii, 1298 nucleotides. RefSeq lists its product as uncharacterized. The record is from RefSeq and is a predicted model, not a curated record. NCBI's taxonomy places the organism in Eukaryota, Metazoa, Arthropoda, Insecta, Diptera, Drosophilidae.